AUGCCCGCGACAAGCUUGCCGGAAGAGCAGGCGGUCGAUCGCGAGUACCCGCAGCGGCAUCGUCAUCAGGAACUUGGAGCGUUGCAGCAUAACCACAACGUGGCUGAAUUCCAGUCUCGGCUUCAUUGUCAACAGAAUCAAAGCUCAUGGUCAACUUUACAGCAUCAAACUUCUCAACAGGAUUUACGUCAUUCGUAUCCUCAGUCUAAUACUCACCUCACUGUCCCGAGUGUACCUGCUGCAGGCUCGACAUCCCGCUCGUCUUCAAUUUCUCCUGUUCCAACACCGUCGAUAUCUCCCCCAGCUUCUGCCGUAUCUAUCGACGCUCUGUAUUCACCCCGAGAUUAUUCGCCGCCAGUGCCAACUCCCUCUUCGACCGGUACCGAGGUUUACGGCGGCCAUCCGCAGCGAGACUCAUACGAUCGCAAUAGCUCGGGUAGACACAGCCAAGAUAACAUUAGCCUUGAACCUCAAGGGCGCAAUCCGGCCAACAUGGCCAGCUGGUCAGGACAGCCCGCGAUCAGAGGUAGCUCUGAGGCUGUGCGCAUGGUUUUAUUGAGUUUCGUUACUAUUGGCAUAACGUACGUUUACUUACCCUGCGAGCUGCAGCAACAGCGAUCCAAUUUGAGCUGGCUUCCUAACAUUGGUUCAUCUAGUUUCACAUGGGGUAUCGAAAUGACAUACUGCACGCCCUAUCUGCUUAAUCUUGGUUUAACCAAAAGCAACACAUCUCUAGUAUGGAUUGCUGGGCCGUUGUCCGGUCUUAUAGUUCAGCCUGUUGUCGGCGUCAUUGCGGACGAGAGUAAGUCUAAAUGGGGACGUCGGCGACCGUUGAUGGUCGUUGGCUCCAUUAUUGUCGCUAUAAGCCUCCUGGUAUUAGGCUUUACCCGUGAGAUUGUCGGUUUCGUGGUGACCGAUGAUGAGGCUGCCAAGCGACCUACGAUAGUAUUGGCUGUAUUGGCCAUCUAUGUUGUUGAUUUCGCUAUCAAUGCCGUUAUGUCAUGCUCCAAGAGUCUCAUUGUUGAUACGUUACCAAUCGACAAACAGCAGGCGGGGGCGGCUUGGUCAAGCCGUAUGUCUGCAAUUGGUCAUAUGAUUGCGUAUGGUGCCGGGGCUGUGGAUUUAUUGAAGCUUUUUGGAACCACGCUCGGCGAUACUCAGUUCAAACAGCUCACAGUCAUCUCGACCAUUGCUCUUCUGAGUUCAACAUCACUCACUUGCUGGGCCGUUACAGAGCGGGUGCUGGUAGCCUCCAAACCAGCCCAACAUGAGGGUCGCUUCAAAGUCUUUCGCCAAAUCUGGGCGACACUUCUAAACCUACCUCCUCGAAUCCAAGCUAUCUGCUGGGCACAGUUCUGGGCUUGGAUCGGUUGGUUCCCUUUUCUUUUCUAUAGUACCACAUGGGUUGGUGAAACAUACUUUCGUUACGACGUGCCUGCCGAUGCGAGGAAAUCCAAGGAUACUCUCGGUGCCAUUGGGCGCAUAGGAAGCACUGCGCUUGUUAUUUACUCCGUAAUCACAUUUGCAGGUGCCUGGAUUUUGCCCAUGUUUGUCCAGUCUCCUGAGGACAACUCCUUUACCCACCGGCCUCCUCAGGCAAUCGCAGGCUUCUUGACACGAUUCAACAAGGUAAAGCCUGAUCUAUUGACAGCUUGGAUGUUUGGGCACAUAAUGUUUGCUGCGUCCAUGUCCUUGGCGCCAUUUGCAACCAGCUUCCGAUUUGCGACUGUUCUGGUGUGUCUAUGCGGCAUACCUUGGACUCUCGCCAUGUGGGCUCCGAGUGCUUUCCUCGGCGUCGAGGUCAAUAAGCUCGGAGGUGGCGCCGGAUCAGAUGGUGCAUAUCGUCGCAUUUCGGACGAGCCCGACAUUGAGCUCUCCGAGAUCAGCCACGAUGAUGCAGCUUUGCAGCUUGACCACGGUUCAGAGGUUGGCAUGCCAUCUACGGCUUCUACAGGCGAGUUAUCGGGUAUAUACUUCGGCAUCCUAAACAUCUAUACGACGUUGCCACAGUUUGUUGGUACGUUCAUAUCUACCAUCGUGUUCGCGGUCCUCGAGCCUGGAAAGAGUCCCGAGCUCGCGGGUGAUGAAAAGAAGCAGCCGGAUCCAGAUGGUCCGAACGCCAUUGCGGUGUGCCUAUUCAUCGGAGCCAUGAGCAGUUUGGUUGCAGCAUAUGUGACCCGGAAGCUAAAAGUCAUGUAA
This is a messenger RNA of Fusarium fujikuroi IMI 58289, 2199 nucleotides long. Its product is annotated as related to sucrose transporter SUT1D. NCBI's taxonomy places the organism in Eukaryota, Fungi, Ascomycota, Sordariomycetes, Hypocreales, Nectriaceae. Gene Ontology annotation, cellular component: membrane. Gene Ontology annotation, molecular function: sucrose:proton symporter activity. The record is from RefSeq and is a predicted model, not a curated record. The transcript has 5 exons. The coding region runs from base 1 to 2199 and encodes 732 amino acids.